Molecule: messenger RNA, 5745 nt
Organism: Haliotis rubra (blacklip abalone)
Lineage: Eukaryota; Metazoa; Mollusca; Gastropoda; Lepetellida; Haliotidae
Exons: 4
Coding region: 545-4750 (1401 amino acids)
Cellular component (GO): cytoplasm
Source: RefSeq, a predicted model, not a curated record
UGUGUUUCCAUAGGUAACACUUUAAUUCCAAUACAAUGUAUUCCGUUUAUGUUCUGUAUUCAGUAAAUCAAUGUGUUUGUGUGGAGCUAGACCAGAUAGAACAGGUUUUAAUCCACUUGAUACAGAAAGUUUCUUUAGAGCAGCUUACUUGGAAAAUCCAUGACAUAUGUGUUUAUUAAUAGCUUAUCAGUGAACGACAAAUUGGCGGUCUGGGUGCAUCGGUGUGCAACUUGCUUCCUGGUUUGAAAUGUUCAUCUGUAGUUGAGAUUGUAGAUUAAGGAUUCUUACGAUUGUAGCAACUGGUGACGCGGGACACCAAUAUGGCGUCAUCCGGGAAAGAAGACGGAAGCAAACUGACAAUAGUACAGCAGAUAAAGGCCAGAAGUACACGAUCGUCCACCAGUAUUACUUGAAUGACUGCUCCGGGGUUCAAAUUGGAAAUCGGAAUCAGCAGGUUGGCGUAUUUGACGAUGGCGUUCAGCUGCUAGAGAAACCACUCGAGGCAGACACUCACGGAUUCACAACUGAUCAGGUAGUUGUGGCAAUGUUGAAUAGCAUCCUCAACCCAACCCAUAGUGCAGAUGCACCGCCGGUUGGUCUGCAAAAGCUGGAAGACUCCUUUAAUAAACUUUAUGGAAAUGUUGGACGUAAACGGAGAUUCAAGGAAAUCGCAGGUUUGAAUUUACUGCCAUUCCUGAAACUUAAACCUGAGAAGUUCAUUCUAACUUUGAAAGAAUCGAAUUGGUUCGUACAGUCGGUCCCUCUCACCGUCAACACCAAAGUGAUUAAAGGACAACAACAAUCAAGUGUGUCUGAAAAUGAAGGAGAAGAAACUAUUCAACAGAGAAGCACAAAGACACUCGAACCAGCUGCGUCUUCGGUACCUAGCUCUGAUGACACAAGUGAAGAGAAAACAGAUGAUGAUUGGACAGUUGUUGAGAGGAAGAAGGGAAAGGGAAGUAAGGCAAAACGUGUACCUUCUGAAACCAAAAGGAAACCUGGAAAUAAAAUAGGAUCACAAAGAAAAUCAUAUGCAAGUAUUCUGGCAGGUCCACCUAAACAAGGAAGCAAGAGAACAGAAAGGGUUUCAGUGAAACCAAUUGAAACUAAAGGUCAUGAAAUGCUCGUACCCUCUUCUCCAUUUGUACAAUCAGUAGACACACAGCAGGUAGAGCAUACACAGUCAGCUUUUGAAUCAUUCAUGAAAGUGGUAGACAAUUUCAAAAAAGGUCACUUUGUUCUGAUGACAGGGGAUCUGCCUGGCGACGCUCUUUCUAAAUCAGCUGAAGUUCUUACAGCAAUCCCAUGGAUAUUGGUAUUUGACUUGGAUGAAAACAGUCGAGAUCAAGGUCUACUUGGAAGGGUAGAGGAACCGCUUAAAACUGCACGAUCCUUGCAUAUCUGCAGCUGGAAAGAACAUGUGAGGAUAUCUGAAAUGGCAGCAACUUGGUAUUUUGUUCGCGGUUACCGAGAAAUUCCAGAAACAAGAUUUGAAAAGGGAUACCGGGAUUGGUUCAAACAAGUGAAUUCUUAUGUUACAACUCUUGCUGAAGACAUAUCCAGUUUUGUCCAAGACACAACAGUCCUGAAGGUUGUAGUGAUUUGGAAUGAGAACAUUUCUAAGUACCUUGACUACAUUGUUUGCAAGUUAGAUGAAAACAUACAACAUGGUAUACAAAUCAUCGUCUGCAGAGAUGGUUGUUUAAGCGACUCGAGAUCCCAAAAUGAUUUUAUACACAUGUGUGGUCAAGUUGAAGAAAACUUAACUGUUAUCAAUAUAUCAGCACUGAAUCUCUUUCUUGGUAUAUUUGAUCAUAUUCACAAAAGUGCCAGUUCAAAGAGAAACUAUGACUUGUUGAAAAUACCAACUGCAAAUGAUAGUGGAAGUACAGUUGACAAGCAAGGGUUUGCAUGGCUACAUGAAUACAUAGACGUAAUCUACUUGAAGAUUCUCGAGGACUCUUCAUCAGACGUUGAAGUCAUUGAGGAAGAAGCGCAUGUUUUCUUUAAAGGUGGAACACUUAAAUGGGCCACCAGGUUUCUUUGUGGGUCAGAAUACUUGGAUGUUGAAAGAGAUGCAAUGGAUCAAAUCGUUGAGAAAAUCAAAAGCUUGGUCCUGUCAUUUAAAUCUGGACUCUAUACUCUUCAUCAUGCACCUGGAUCAGGUGGAUCGACUUUGGCACAACGUGUUCUAUGGGAAUUACGGGAUAUAUCACCUUGUGUACAAAUACACUUCCACUUGGGUGCAUCUGUUGGGGACAUAGUAAGCCGCCUUGAGUAUCUGUACGAAAGAACACACCUACCUAUCAUCGCACUGAUUGAUGGCGAGGAUGAGCACAACGUACGCUAUCUGAGGCAAAGUGUUCGGCAGAUUUGUCUGGUUGUGCUCUAUGUGAAGAGAUAUCCAUACAGCAUGUCUGAAAAACCAAAUACAUCUAUGGAUUUCUGGCUUCAGGGACAUGUCAGCAAAAGAGAAGCAAGAAAUCUUGCCACAAAAUUUGGAAGUUUUUGCAAAGAUGAACAGAAAGUUGAUGCACUUAAAUCACUAAGCAAGGAUGUGAAGAAAGGGUUUGAGCAUCAGUUAUACGAGUUUGGACUCACUGCAUAUCUGCAUGAGUUUAAUGGCAUUCGGUCCUAUGUGGAUGGAUAUCUCCGUUUGGACAAGAACACCUCAAACGAACUUCUUCCAUGGCAAAAAUUGUUGGGGUACAUUUCCCUUGUCUAUUACUAUGGACAAACCUCAAUUCCAUGCCAGUUCUUUUCUCGUAUGCUUGGAAAGCCAGCCAACUAUGUUGUGUCUAUUGACGAUUUUCCAUUUGAAGUAAGACAGUUCGUUGUCAUUGAUGCGACGAAAGGCAAAUCAAAUGGGAUGAGGGCAUGCCACUUCAUCAUUGCAAAAGAGAUAUUAGAGCAACUGCUUACAAGGGGACAUGCCAGCAGAAGCGAUCGGAGUGAGUCACUUUCCCCAAAGGCAUGUAACAAUUUGCGCUGGUUGGCAGUCUCCUUCAUUGAUGAUGCAAGCCUAAAAAAAGGGAAAUCAGCUGCAUCCCCGCAGGCAGUAAUGAAUAUGCUUGUGCAAACCUUUAUCUCCCGAGACAGCAAAGGCAUGGGGGAAAGUGAAACGCAGUCCAAGAAACGUCCUCCAUUGGCAAAAUUGCUGGUGGACAUGACAUCUAAACCGCCAUACACGGAACGACUUCAGGUGUUGCAAAAGCUGUGCAAAGCAUUUCCCAACGAACCAAAUUUCCAUGCACACUUGGGACGAUUUUAUGCUAUGUUUAGGUCAAAUGAAGAGGAUGAAGCAAUAUGUGCCUUCGAAACAGCUUUGAAACUUUGUGAGAAAAAAAUGGAAGGAAAAAUCCCAGAAGAACAAAAUGAAAGAUUGACAAUUACACUUUCCCAAAUUUAUCACAUGUAUGGCAUGAUAUAUGUACAGAAGGUAAACAGAUUCAAAAGCAAGCAUUCUUCAAGCAUGAGCUUUGAUGAGAUUGCUUCAGAUAUAUUGCAACUAGCAGAGUUAGCUUGUAAUCUGUUUGUCAAAUGCAGAGAGGCAAAGCCACCUGGGCAUGAAGAUAGUUUUGGAUAUGUCGGGGAGAUUAAUGUCAGGCUACACAUGUGUGACUUUGUAUGUCAGAAUAGUGGUUACAAAAACAUAGUUGAUUUCAUUGCUGAAGAAAAAGAAUCAGAAAAUGGUUCCCAAAUAGCCAUCUUCAUAGAGAAAAGUGUCACAGCCAUUGAUGACCUAAUCAGAGAAUGUUCGACAGUUGCAGACCCUGCUGACAUUGACAGCUCUUUCAGUAAUGCUGUAACGUGGCAUCAAAAUUUGCUUGGAAAAUAUGGUCAAGGAUUAGAAGCAUUAAACUUACCUGAUACUAUUAGCAGUAAAAGGUUCAAAAUUGCUGCUAAGAAGUUAAAACAUGGUGGACAUGCCCAUUUUGACAGCAUUCGAUGCGAAGCAGAUAUUAAAGAAAUUGUUGCUUCCCUUCAAGAGAUCUUUGAAGAUGCAUUCUACAGAGGCGUGGAAGACAAGAGGACUCUUGAGAUUGAUUUUCAGGAAUGGCUUCAUGUAAUCAGACAUGAGAGCCUUUCUGAGGUCUACAGUCUAGAAACUGUCCUCAGUCAGGUCAGAAAGUGGCAUUCAAUGCUCAGUACCCCUAUGUCAAAGUUUUAUCUCUUUGUUCUCACAAGCAUUAUUGGAUUUGGCUCAGAAAUGGGGAAUGGCAACCCCGAAUGCCUGUCUGAGGCCCAGAAUUUGAAAGAGGAACUGCGGAAAUAUGGACGUUGGGUAACAAGGUCUCGAUAUCCCCGAGAGUGGUUGGGAAACAAUGGAAGAGGAAUCAAAUGUUUGAUUUCCAACAAAAUUUAUGCUGGUAACUCUGAAGGAGAGGUUAUGAAAUUAUCAAAUGCAAGGCGUUCUCUCUGUGUAUGUCGGGGUACUAUCCGUCCGCCAAACAAGAACAAAGUAGCAGGGUUUAUCGAACUUGAUCUGGGCAACAACUAUGUUCCAGUUUCAGUGUUCUUUGUUCCACUGCGUACCAAAUUUGAAGGCCCCAUUAACGCUGGGGUUCGUGUAGAAUUUCAUCUUCGAUUCAGCUUCUUCAAUGGAUAUGAGGCUUUCAAUGUAAAGGCUUUGAAAAAGUAUGAAUGCAUUGUAUGUGGAUCGAAGGUUGAGAUCCUCAGCUGUGAACAAUCACAAAGAUGUGUAAAUGAAAGAUGCCAAAAAGAAAUUUGCAAGAGCGAAGAAUUUUGAUCCAGAAAUUUUAGCUGUCCUGAGGGGGCAAAACUCAGUGAAAGGAACUAUCUGAAGCGGAUGAUUUCCUAAUCAUCAGCUGAUCGUAAUGCACAUGGGUGAUUCCAACAAUGUUACCAUGCAAGCUUAGACGAUUUUGUAUUACUGACAAAUCAGAAAUGUGGAAGUAUUUUUUAUUCAGCCUGUUGAUAUACACAUAAGCAUAAUCAAGCAAACCCCUCUCUUAUGUGAAGUACGAAAAUACUACAUGUUGUUGCAUAUGCUUUGAAAAUCAGGUACUGUAAUGAGAUCCCACUUGUGACCACACAAAACGGAACCCCACACCAGCACUAGCAACCAUCAAUGGGUUAAGUUGCAUGGUGAUAUACACCGUUACGACCUCUCCGUAACGACAACUGCCGUCGGUAACGUGUAGACUGUACCGACUUUCCCCCAUAUACAUAUAUGUUUGACCAUUACUAGAGAUGUACAUACGUUGUAUGUGUGUGUACAUAUGUUUGACCAUUACUUGAGAUGUACUUUUCGUUGUAUGUGUGUGUACAUAUGUUUGACCAUUACUUGAGAUGUACUUUCCGUUGUAUGUGUGUGUACAUAUGUUUGACCAUUACGUGAGAUGUACUUUCCGUUGUAUGUGUGUGUACAUAUGUUUCACCAUUACUUGAGAUGUACUUUUCGUUGUAUGUGUGUGUACAUAUGUUUCACCAUUACGUGAGAUGUACUUUCCGUUGUAUGUGUGUGUACAUAUGUUUCACCAUUACGUGAGAUGUACUUUCCGUUGUAUGUGUGUGUACAUAUGUUUGACCAUUACUUGAGAUGUACUUUCCGUUGUAUGUGUGUGUAAAUAGUUUUGACUACUACUUAGAUGUACUUUCGUUUUAUGUGUAUACACAUGUUGACUAUUACCAGAGAUGUACUUUCGUUGUAUGUGUAUACCCAUGUUUGACUAUUACCAGAGAUGUACUUUCGUUGUAUGUGUAUACCCAUGUUUGACUAUU